GUUCUAGAGCUCUCUCCCUUGGCUGCUCUUUCUCGCGGAUACCGUGAUGAACUGGACAGUCUAAGAGAGCGUUCUCGACGCUCUGAAACUCAAGUGAAUUCUCUAACUGAGAAAUUGCGCAAUAUGGAGUUCUAUCAGAGAGCACUACAGGUAUGUUACUUCCUAUACCAUUGCUGACAGCAUGGUGCUUGAGUAAAAGAGAUAUUUCCAAAGUUAUAAUUGAUAUUUGUUUUAAUAAUUCUGUACAGGAGGAGAAAGAGUUCUCCAGGGCCCUCCUUGAAGAUAAGGAGGUCUUGGAGCAGCAAUUGUCAGCAGAAAGAGGACGUUUUGAGAAACUACGGCUUUGUGAGAAGGAAAAGAUGACAAUGGAAGAGAGCCUACAAAGACUGAAGAUG
Molecule: messenger RNA, 395 nt
Organism: Pelobates cultripes (western spadefoot toad)
Lineage: Eukaryota; Metazoa; Chordata; Amphibia; Anura; Pelobatidae
Source: the annotation of a GenBank genome assembly